AUGGCUUUGAGAGCGUGUGGACGGAUCGCUGCGGGUUCCUCCUUUGUCUGUUCUCAAAUUGUUUUAUCACGCGUCCAAACCGCGUCACGUUUACUCCUGCCUGGGAGGAUUGACCGGACUUUUCCAGCCCGGUCUACUUCAUCUGAUGCACUGCGGAGCCGACUGAUGAAAGGCACAUUUACAGAGUUAGAGAGCGACUCUGCUCGUCUCCCAGCUUCAGUGCCUUCAGACAGUGGUCAACAAAUCGCAUUACUAAUGAGACACCCGGACCAGCCUCAAAAUGCCAAGGUUUUGCGAGUGUCUAUAAUUGGUGCUCCUAAUGCUGGGAAGUCAACAUUAUCCAACCAGCUUCUCGGUAGAAAGCUCUUUGCCGUUUCUAAGAAAGUCCAUACAACAAGGACACGUGCCAUGGGAGUUUUAACCAAAGACGAAACACAAAUAAUUUUACUGGAUACUCCAGGACUGACAACCCCUUCUAAAGUCAAAAGACACCAGUUGGAGAAGUCUUUACUCGUAGAUCCUUGGAACACUUUAAAAGAGGCUGACCUUGUGGUUGUUUUGGUGGACGUGUCCGACAGAUGGAUGUGUGGCAGACUGGACUUCGAGGUGCUCAAGUGUCUUGCUCAACAUCCUGAAAUCCCUGCCAUACUUGUUCUCAACAAGGUUGACCUUAUGAAAACUAAAGACAGACUGUUGAAUAUCACGGCCGAGCUGACAUGUGGCAUUGUAAAUGGCCGUAAAACACGGGUUCGACCAGUAAUCAAGCCUCCAUCAGCUGAAAAACAGGCCAAUGUAACGCCACAGUCCUCACCUAAUGUGAACAACACAGACCACGCUGUUGGGAACGCACUGAGUAAAGAACAGCUGCGGCAGCUGAGCUCUCAGAGAGGCUGGCCACACUUCAAAGACGUCUUCAUGCUCUCAUCCCUGGAUAAAGAGGACGUCGAGACACUGAAGGGCUACUUCCUGCUGAAAGCUAAACCAGGCGAAUGGCAGUAUCACAGUGAGGUCCUGACAGAUCAGACUCCUGAACAGAUCUGUACUAACAUCAUUAGAGAGAAACUACUGGAGUAUUUGCCUCAGGAAGUGCCAUAUUCUUUAACUCAGAGUAUAGAGCUGUGGCAUGAAGGGACAAACGGUGAGGUGGACAUAUCGGUGAGAUUGUAUGCAAAGAAAGAAACUCACAUGAGCAUGGUGAUUGGCGCAGCGGGACAGAUGGUGGCACGCAUUGCUCAAGAAGUGAGUGGGGAUCUCAGCAACGUCUUUCUGACAGAAGUCCGCCUCAAGCUCUCCGUCAAGUUAAAGAAAUAA
Molecule: messenger RNA, 1311 nt
Organism: Knipowitschia caucasica
Lineage: Eukaryota; Metazoa; Chordata; Actinopteri; Gobiiformes; Gobiidae
Source: the annotation of a GenBank genome assembly